Messenger RNA from Aphis gossypii (cotton aphid), 4170 nucleotides. It is a transcript of the gene sv, whose product is annotated as paired box protein Pax-5. Gene Ontology annotation, molecular function: RNA polymerase II cis-regulatory region sequence-specific DNA binding; DNA-binding transcription factor activity, RNA polymerase II-specific. The coding region runs from base 258 to 2189 and encodes 643 amino acids. The record is from RefSeq and is a predicted model, not a curated record. The transcript has 10 exons. Gene Ontology annotation, biological process: anatomical structure development; regulation of transcription by RNA polymerase II. NCBI's taxonomy places the organism in Eukaryota, Metazoa, Arthropoda, Insecta, Hemiptera, Aphididae.
GCCACCCCGGCCGGUCGUCGGCGGCGGCGGAUACACAUAUUGUGCACGUCGUCGCGCGCGCACACACGCACACCGUUAGUCGUAUUCGUCGUGGUCGUCGCGGUCGUCAUCUCGUGUCGUCUCUAAGUCUCGUCUCGUAUAUAGUUAGUCGUCGUCGUCUCACAUCGCAUAAUCGUCGACACGGGAUCCGCACAACCCCUUCCACUCCCAAAUUAUCCUGCGCCCCCUCGCGACUCGCGUGCGUGUUAUGUGCCGGCAUGGUGUUAGGCGGCGAUUCCGUUGUCGGUGAACUCGGCGCGGCCGCCACCAAACUGGAUCCGUCCUGCAACAUCGGACUGUUCUCCGCGCUCAGGCCGGCCAUGGACCUGUCGACGGCCGCGUACCGGUACAACCAGAACAUGAUGGAAUACUACACGUGUCACGGCGGUGUAAAUCAACUGGGCGGAGUGUUCGUAAACGGCCGACCGUUACCGGACCUGGUCAGGCAAAGGAUAGUCGAACUGGCACACAACGGGACUCGACCGUGCGACAUAUCAAGACAGCUCAGAGUUUCUCACGGAUGCGUUUCGAAAAUCUUGUCCAGGUAUUACGAAACUGGUAGUUUCAAAGCCGGAGUUAUCGGAGGUAGCAAACCCAAAGUGGCUACAGCGCCUGUUGUAGAUUCCAUAGCGAACUACAAACGAGAAAAUCCUACUAUGUUUGCUUGGGAAAUCCGAGACAGACUGUUAGCAGAAGGCGUUUGUACUCAAGACAACGUACCCAGCGUUUCGUCGAUCAACCGGAUCGUCCGGAACAAGGCGGCCGAGAAGGCGAAACACGUGCAUAACCAACAGCAGAACCUGCACCACCAUCAGAACAGCAACAGCAACGGUAGCACGGGUGGUCCACCGAGUCAACAACAUCAUCAGCAGCAGCAACAACAGCAACAGCAGCAGCAACAGCAACAGCAACAACAAGGAUCCGGUCCCGUGUCGGUGAUAGCCCACGCACCGGCCCCGCAACAGUCGGCCGGAGGUGGCGGUCACCUCCACGACCGGUACAGCAUAAACGGUAUACUCGGUAUACCGCAACACGAUCCCAACGGUAACGUGACCACGGCCAAACGGAAACGCGAUCUGGACCAUCACCACCAUCACCAACAACAUCAAAAUCACCAUCACACGGACGAAAACCGAGACCUGAACGGGCACGCAGACCACCAGCAGCAAAUCAAGAGGGAACGAUCUCAAGUGCACUACAACGGCGACGCGUCGCUGUACUCAAAUGUAUCUCUUUGGCCCGGCAAGUGGUGUUUGAAAGACGAACACAAACUGUUCUCAGAGCUGAACGCGGCGGGCGUGACGUCCGGCGGGGGCACGUCGCCGUUCUACGACGCCAACCAGACGGCGUUCUCGGCGACACCGCUGUCGGCUGACCUGUACGAGACCAUGCAAGCCCAACCGCCGCAGCAACAGGCCCAGAACGCGACGCCCGUCUACACGCCGCCCGUGCCCACAACGCUCGUAGGCGGAGUCACUCCCCUUGCCCCGUUGACGAUGCAAGAGAUCCAAAAGAUGAGUCCCAGUACCGUUUUAGAUCAUACCCAUUUGUCUCCCGUACAAUACCACACAGAUAGCGGUACCGCCCCAGGUGGGUUUAGUAACGGCGGCAGCGGCGGCGGUGCCGGACCUCAGCAGUCCGGCGGCGUCUCCCUGUCGUUGUCAGCGGCGGACGUCACGCCCGCCGGAUCGCCCGACCCGUCGAGCCUGACCGUGUUGCAACCGGCCAACAACAACCAGAACAACGGUACGGUGUACGCGGCUUCGGCGCCCACCAUGUUACCGGGUUUCACCACGCACUACGCCACUGCAGGCGCCGGCACCGAAUACGCGUCGUACACGAGCUCGCCCUACAACCAGUACGCGUCGUCCCCGUACGCCGGUUACAGUUACAACCCCACCGGCACCAGCGGUCUUCUCAAUCACCGUUACUAUUACAACAACAGCAACGGCCACAAUAACAACGCGCACGAGAUCUGCGGCAACGAGACGGGCAGCAGCGCCAGCAUGGCAGCCAGAUCGCCGGUGGCGGCCACGAGGGCCAACUCGGCGGCCUGCGCCAGCGCCUCGUCGCCGCUGGGCAGCGCGUCAUCGCCGUGCCAAGCCAACAACCCGGGCGCGGUGACGUCGCCGUACAUCGGCAUAAGUUAAGAGGAGGACCACACGGAGAGAUAACGCGGUCCAGCCAUCAUCAAAAAUACAAUAUAUAUAUAUAUUAAUAAUAAAUAUUAUAACACAUAACGAUAAACAUUGUCGUUAUAAAUAUUAUGUUAUAUAACUCAUUUAUGUAAAAAAAAUAAUAAUAUUACGUAGGCGAUGUACAAAAACGAUUUGUACGUUGAUUAAAAAGCGCACGCAGCAAGUGUAGGUACUGUGCGUGUGUUUGACACGACCAUGAUACUAGAACGAUGUUAUGAUAUUAUGGAGUGUUAAAUGAAAAUUGGUUCUUAUUUUGUUUUUAUUUUUUUUGAAACGCGGGUGAUCGUAUAGAGACGGAUUUCAUAUGAAAAUUAUCAAAAUUACCGAUUAACGAGUACCGAUCAUUUUUUUUUAUUUUUUAUUUUUUUUUGUUUUUAUUUAUAUACGUUAUGUAUAGGCAUUAUAUUAUGUGUAAAGCGAAUAACUAUUAAGUCAUAACUCAGAAAGCUAUAUUAUAAUAGAUAUAUAGUGUUUUAUAAUAUAAUCGAUGAAAUAUUGAGUCCGAUAGUGCAUGAAUAGCUGGUAUACAUAUAGACACGACGUUAGAAUACAAACACGAUACUACAGUAUUGUAAUUAUUCAUUUGUUUACCGACUCUAAAUAAUAUAUUUUCCUCUUAUUUGCUUUUUUUUUUUUUAUAUGUAUAGAAAACCAAAGAUAUAUUUAUAGUGUUGUUAUUUAUAUUCAGAAUCCAAAUCGUAUGUAUAUUUCUAUAUAUAAAAUAUUAUACAUAAUAUUAUAUUAACCGAUCAAAUGUCAGUUUGUUUAUCGUGAGUUUUAAUGUUAUGAUAUGUUAUAUACUUGAUGUACAUAAUAUAAUAUUAUAAAUGUAACUAUAUUUAAUAUAUAAUUAUCACCCUCUAUCUGAACAUUUUUUGUGACUAGCCAAUAUAUUGUAUUGGAUUUAUGUACUUUUAAUUAGAUACGUUUAAAUUUGUAUAUCAAUGCGGUUCUCUCUUGUUUACUUAAUUAAUUGUAAAAGACUACCUAUAUAUUGUGUACCUCCACUACUUUUAUUUUUAUUUUUAUUUGAACAAGGAAAACGAAAAAAGCUCAUAAUUAACGCUCUCUCGAAACAAUUGAUCUUUUUUUAAUGUUGUUUUUAAUCAAAUUCUAGUCUAAUUUUAAUUUUAUUCGUGUAUAAUUAUUAAAAAAAAAAAUAUAAUAACCAAAAAAAAAAUAGGUUAUCAUAUUUUGUUCAUGUGCAAAUUAUUAUCUGUAAAAUCCAAAACAAAAUUUACUCGUCUUUAGGACGAAAUAUGUGCAAUGUCUGUAUGAAUUUGUAUUUAUAUAUUAUUAUUAUUAUUAUUAUUUUAUUAUUAUUUUUAUGUAUAGGUACAUAUAAAAAUUAAUAUUAUGUAUCCUAUUUGAGUACUUUUUUAAACAUAAAUCGAACACACCCUAGUCAAUAAGUGAUGCUUCAACGCACUAAUCAAUGCACUUAAGUGAUUUUGUACUUACAUUUUUCAAUUUUUAAAUCUUUAGACGUUUUCUAUUUAUUAAAAAUGUUUAUAAAAUAUGUAAAACAUUAUCUUUAUUAUACAUUUAUUUGUUAUUUUUGUAUUAUUUUUUCUUAUUUCGAUUUAAUUGUAUUGUAAUAAUUCUCAUACUAAUAUGUAGGCGUUUCAUGACUUCAAACAAAUUGUAUUAAGUAAUUUAUUUAUUUUAUGUUAGAAACUUGACCAGUUAUUAUAUUAUGUACUUACUUACCAAAGAAAACCUUUAGAAGAUCUUGAAACUCGUUUUAAUAAAAAUAUGAUAUAUUAUUAUGAUAAAACUAUAGUGUUGAUAAAACUGUAUAUUAUGCAUAAUUAAGAUGUUUGUGGUCCCUUAUGUAUGCUGUAUGACCAAAAUUGUACUUAAUAAUAAUGAAUAUAAAUUGUAAAAACAAAUUAUUAUACUUAUAAGAUAAUAAAAGAAGUCUGUUCAUGAA